AUGAUUAACGGCAUUUUAGAUGUCGGUGCAUUGUUUAUCGAUGGUAGUAAUCGCGGCAUGGCCAUCAAAUGGUUGAAUUUAUCGGAUAAAACCAAAAUUGAUUAUUCCAUAUAUAUUGAAUCGGAUUCGAUAGUUGUUUGUGAUUGUCAAUAUCAACAUCAUGCUUUUGUGACUUCUCCAGCUAGUGAGCGAAUUGAUCAUUAUGUGAUCUAUUUGGAUGAAGUUCAUACGACAGGAACAGAUUUCAAGUUUCCCAACGAAUUUUGUGCGGCUGUCACUUUGGGCAAUUGUAUAACCAAAGAUCGAUUCGUUCAGGUUUGCAUCAGAAUGAGAAAAUUAGGAAAAUAUCAUUGGUUAACUUUCUGGAGUUCACAUGAAGUUGAUCAACAAAUUCGAUUAUUGAAAAAGAAUGUACUACAGCAAAGUCAAAACAAAAAAAUACAUUUGAUUGAUAUUCUUCGUUGGGUAUAUGAAAAUACACAACAGACAACUCGGGAUGGAUUACAUCAUUGGUCAACACAAAGUCUGAGUUAUCAACGAAAAGUUAGUGUCUUUCAGCAUAUUCAAUAG
Rotaria sp. Silwood2 is the source of this 570-nucleotide messenger RNA. NCBI's taxonomy places the organism in Eukaryota, Metazoa, Rotifera, Eurotatoria, Philodinida, Philodinidae. The record is from the annotation of a GenBank genome assembly.